UUGAAGCAACAGAACCAUUUUAAUUUCCCCAGUCAGACAUUAUUCAAGAAAACCCAUCCAGGCUCGCUCUAUUUUCCAAGAAAAUUAAGGAUAUAAUGUCCGAGCCUGCCAUAGAUGCAAGACGAAAUUCAACCUCCUCAAAUAACGAAUAUGAACUAGUGUUCGAGAGAUACAUUUACGAUGAUUAUAAAGGUGAAUUCGAUUUGAUUCUCAAGGCUAUGAAGGACAUUACCAAACGCACCACAUUUAAUGUCCCAACCAUUAACCCUGAUGAAGCUGCAAAGGAAAACCAGGUAGAGUCAUUAUUGCAAAAAGGAGAUCUAUCCCCUCCACAGGGAUGGAUGCAAAUUUUUGGAAGCACAUUAAACAAAAUCAGUAGCGAGUUGACAUCCAAGGCGAAGACAGAUGACGAAGGGGAGAAGGUUACCAGAAUUCUGAAAGCUCUGUCAAACUACUCGUUGAAGGCGAAGGUGGUUAUGGUCUUAGCCGCCUUCGCGGUGAAGUACGGGAAGGUGUGUCUGAGCGCCGGGCUGUAUCCCGUGAAUCCGGUGGCCAGAGCCGUGGUGUCGCUGAGGCGGCAGCAGAGCGUGCUAGAUCGAGCCGAGUAUUUGACGCUGUGGCACGGCAAAGUCGCCGGAAUCAUAAAGCAAAUGCAAGACGUAUCCGAUCUCAUACUGAAGGACUCCCAGAUCGGCGGUGGAAAAAGUCUCAACGAUGCGGUGCAAUUGAUAAUCCAAUGCGCGAUUGUGUGCUCGUCGCAGAUGAUGGCAAUUCUGACACCGGAUGCUCAUAAUCGCGUCCCUGAUAAAUUACCAGAACCGUACAGAUGGAAUCUUUGCGUUUUGGAGAAUGCACUUAAAACCAUGCUCGGAGAAAACAAAGGUGAUCAAACUGGAUCAGAUCAGGUUGCCGAAGAUCGUGGUUCUUCUACAAGUAAACCUCAUGUCCAAAAGGAAACAGCUGCUGGGAAUAAAGAGAAAAAUCAGGGGAAAUCUAAAGGGCGUUCCAGCAGUAGGGUGAAACCUGCCAACAUUUGCUGUUAAUGGUGAUCGAGACACAAAUUAAACAAAUGUAUUAUUGCAUCAAGCUGAUCGAAUUGAAGAACAACUGUACUGUACUGACUGACAAUUCAAGAAGCUAAGCGCCUCGAUCGGAUUGCUUCCAUCUUGUAAUUUCAUAUAUAUGCAUUCAGUUUUUCUUUGUGUGCACCUUUCUGUAUAUUUAUUUCCAGAAGAUUGGAGAAUUAAGCAUCCAUUCAUGAUCCGUCGGUCCGUGUACUGUGUGUUAUAGUGUGUUGUUUGGAAAUUAAUUAAUAUAAUGGCCUUGUUUGUUAAUAUCAA
Molecule: messenger RNA, 1340 nt
Organism: Ipomoea nil (Japanese morning glory)
Lineage: Eukaryota; Viridiplantae; Streptophyta; Magnoliopsida; Solanales; Convolvulaceae
Exons: 5
Coding region: 96-1043 (315 amino acids)
Biological process (GO): phloem development
Source: RefSeq, a predicted model, not a curated record